Molecule: messenger RNA, 2420 nt
Organism: Vigna angularis (adzuki bean)
Lineage: Eukaryota; Viridiplantae; Streptophyta; Magnoliopsida; Fabales; Fabaceae
Product: cytochrome P450 82A4
Exons: 2
Coding region: 388-1770 (460 amino acids)
Biological process (GO): defense response to other organism
Molecular function (GO): oxidoreductase activity, acting on paired donors, with incorporation or reduction of molecular oxygen; monooxygenase activity; heme binding
Source: RefSeq, a predicted model, not a curated record
CUUUUUUCCAAAAAGACUUUUCCAUGGGCCCUAGGCCAUGUAACCGUGAGCUCCACUUCAUUUCCACGUGGCUCCUCACUUAGGUUCUUAUAAUGACUCGCUAUUAAAAACAGUUUAAAAUUUGUAACACCCUCCUCACGCACACACGCAUUGUCCAAAGCAUUGAAUUGAAUCUUUUGUGAUACGAAAUGAAAAUAUUAUUACAAAAUAGAAAGUAACCUGGAAAGAUCAUUGUCUUUGUCUUGGAUGCAAAGUAUGAGUUGAAGAUUGUUCCAGGGACAUGACGCUUCGGAGCAAUAUCAGAACGGUGCCGCUUGGAAGAAGUUUGAGGUUCCGCAUCAAAUCUUUGUUUUCGCUUCUGAUUUUGCCAAAGGCUUCCGAAUUGGUAUGGUAAUAAACCAUAAAAGCUAUUCUGCGAUCAAACUUGGUGUCAAAAAGGCUUUGGUAAUCAACAACUGGGAAAUGGCAAAGGAAUGCUUCACCACAAACGACAUAGUCGUUUCCUCUCGCCCCAAGCUUGUUGCCGUUGAACACAUGAGCUACAACCAAGCCAUGUUCCGCUUAGGACCAUGUGGUCCCUAUUGGCAAAAGGCAAGAAAGAUGACAAUUUCAGAGAUUCUCUCCUCUCACCGAGUGAAGCAGCUACGUCAUAUUUUUGAAUCAGGUUCGAUCAAGGAACUCUUUACCUUUUGGUGUAGCAACAAGAACGAGUGUGGCUAUGCCUUGGUGGAGUUGAAGCAAUGGUUUUCUCAUUUGAUAUUCAACAUUGUUCUUCAAAUGGUUUUGGGAAAGCGAUAUUUUAGUUUAGGAACCGUGGAUGAUGAGAAGGCAGGGAGAUGUGUGAAGGCUGUGAAGGAGUUCAUGCGUCUUUUCGGGGUGUUCACAGUGGGAGAUGCUGUUCCUUGGUUGAGAUGGUUUGAUUUUGGAGGCCAUGAGAAGGCCAUGAAAGAAACUGCCAAGGAAAUGGAUAGUCUUGUAAGUGAGUGGUUAGAGGAGCAUAGACAAAACAAGGCUUUGGGUGGAAAGGUUGAUGGAGUUCAAGAUUUCAUGGACGUCAUGAUUUCAAUGCUUGAUGGACAAACAAGUAAUGGGUUCGAUGCAGAUACCAUGACCAAAUCCACUGUACUGUCAAUAAUUUUAGCAGCAACUGACACAAUCAGUACCACUCUUACCUGGGCAAUGUGUUUAAUAUUAAGAAAUCCUAAUGUAUUGGAAAAAAUUAAAGAAGAGCUUCACAUAGUUGGUAAAGAGAAAUGGCUAAGUGAGAAUGACAUUACUAAGUUAAUAUACCUUCAAGCUACAGUCAAAGAAACGUUAAGACUGUACCCUCCAGCUCCUCUCUCUGCACCUCAUGAAUUCACAGAGGAUUGUACUAUAAAUGGAUACAAUGUCACAAAGGGAACCCGUCUGAUUACAAAUCUUUGGAAAAUCCACACAGAUGAAUAUGUUUGGUCAGACCCAUUAGAGUUUAAACCAGAAAAGUUUCUCACAACACAUAAAGAUAUUGACUUGAGGGGUCAUCAUUUUGAGUUGUUACCAUUUGGAGCAGGUAGAAGGAUUUGUCCUGGAAUAUCUUUCAGCCUUCAAGUUGUUCAUUUAACUCUUGCUAGUUUUUUGCAUUAUUUUGAAAUCAUAAAUCCGUCGACUGAACCUCCUGAUAUGUCUGAAACCUUUGGAUUGACCAACACUAAAACAACUCCACUUGAUGUUGUGUUUAAACCAUGUCUAUCUCCUAAUUGUUAUGAAAGCAAUGAAGAGGUCUUUACAUAAAACUAUAUAUAUUGGGAGAUGAAGAUGUCUUUCAUUUUACAUAAUAGAGAAUAAUGUUCCUCACCACUCACAAAGAUGUUGAACUUAGGAGUAACCAUUUUGAGUUGUUACCCUUUGGAGGUGGGAGAAGAAAUGCGCUGAAAUGUCCCUUGGCUUACACACGAUCCAUUUCACUUUGGCUAAAAUUGCAUUCAUUUGACAUCUUCAAUCCUUCGGCUGAACCUGUUCAUAUGACUAAGUUCUUACUAGAGCUACUCCACAGGAGGUUUUGGUUGAACCACGUCGUAUGUCCAAAUAACAAGAAAGUGAUGCUAUAACAAUUUUAGAAAACUCGAUACUGAUAUAAGAUCUGAUAUGAACAUGUGAAAAAAAUCAUGUUUCUUAUAUUAUCUCGUAGAAAGAGGUUUAAAACAUGCAAGCAUGCAACCCAAUCACUUUGCCCUUGCACCCUCGAAUUCCUUUGACGCCUGCUGAAAUCUGUUCAUGGUGCAUCCAAGUCCUUCAGCAAUAUCCUGCAUUGUUUGAGCUCUCCACGAUGACCUCCAUUGGUGGGUACCAUUUUUGUAUGCUCCACCACAAACGACAUAGUCGUUUAUCGGCCGUGUUAAUGUUUAUGUACUGUUUGAAUAAAUGCCUCAUUGAGCAUUGUG